Messenger RNA from Physcomitrium patens, 3375 nucleotides. The record is from RefSeq and is a predicted model, not a curated record. NCBI's taxonomy places the organism in Eukaryota, Viridiplantae, Streptophyta, Bryopsida, Funariales, Funariaceae.
GGGUUGCUGAAAGGUGGGGAGGGUCUGCUUUCAAUGUCAUCAGCCAUGUCACCAUCUAGUCAGCAUGUGUCGGAAGCACUUUUUACUCCGUCGUCCUUCAAAGAAAUUCGUGCAAGAAAUGUUCUAUUAGCAUAUAACGAAUUGAAUGGAGGCUUCUCCUUUUUCUAUGGUGUUCGUGAUGUUUUCUCUAUGAAAAACCUUUCUUCUGUUGUGUACAUUUAGUGAAUGGGGCUGGCUGUGAAGACUUCGUUGCUGGCGUGAGGAGCCGUUAUGGUGUUGAUCUGGUAGUGUGAUGGGGUUGGGGAGAGCAGGGCAGUAGAACGAAGUGAAGCACUCUGUUUAGGGUUUUGGUUUGUGGGUUCAUCUUCUGUCAUGCACUUGAGAGAGCAGAGGGUAGUGUAGGUUUUGGAUGGGGAAGGCGGGGGAGUAGAGAGAGGGAUAGCCUACGAGAUUUUGAUAUUGGGUAGGAUCAGGAAGGCACUAGUUUUUAUCACCAUGUUGCCGACAGUGAAUCGGGGCCGCGCCUCUAGCGGUGGCUACCGAAAUAAUUCUGUUCUACCUCAGUAUUUGCGACGAAUUGUUAAGUAUCAACAAAUGGACAUGGAGUACACCUUCUGGCAAAUGCGUCACCUUUGCACGUCACCGAAAGUUGUGUACCAACAAACAAAGUAUCACAAACAGACGAAAAAUCAAUGGGCACGAGAUGAUCCAGCUUUUACGGUUAUAUGCGGUAUUUUGUUGGCAGUGGCUGUUUCAUCAUUUUGUGCAGCGUAUGGGCACAGCGUAGCUCAAGCAAUCUUUACUGUCGCAUCUGUGGUUAUCCUGCAUUUUUUACUAGCUGGAAUUUCCUUAGCCACUAUCUGCUGGUUCCUAUCUAAUCAUUAUCUUCGGGAAGAGAUUGCUGCACAUACACAUGUAGUAGAACAACGCGUUGAAUGGUAUGGUACAGGGUCGUUGCCUAGAAUUGGUCAAAGUUUUCAGUUAUACGCAUUUGACGUUCAUUGCAAUUCCUAUUUUCCACUUUUUGUGAUCCUUUACGUUCUGCAGUACUUCUUGUCACCUCUUCUUCUUGCACAUGGAUUUGUGCCGACAUUAUUAUCGAAUAUGCUGUACUUUGUCGCGCUUUCCUACUACCACUAUCUCAACUUCCUUGGUUAUGAUGUGCUGCCCUUCCUGGAAAGAACAAUCUUUUUCUUGUACCCUAUUGGCAUACUGGUCAUCCUGUUUCCGCUCUCUCUUCUGGCGGGAUUUAAUCCCUGUAGAUUUGCCAUGAACUUGUACUUUGAAUGACUUUCCACUACUCUGUCACAGAUAUGCAAGUGUUGUUUGCGUCAGCGAAAGGUUUUUUUAAACUUUGCAUUGAUGACGAGCAUCAACAUGUGUUAUCAUUCUUCUGUGGGAGGUAUUACUAGCUGGCUUCUGGUGGACUCAAAUUCUUAGCUGUGCAAUCUGGCACAACAACACUGUUGCCUCCCACUAAUUAUCAUGUAAUACAAAUUGCACCUUGCGCAAAUCACUUGGUAUAUAUAUAUUGGACUUCAAAAUGCCUGAAUUCCGGAAGUGCCACCGAAGAAGAUACCAUGUUCUGAUGGCUAUUAGCUGAUGUUUUGAUAACAAGGCUGCUGUUCCGGAGCAUGUUCAGAACAUCCGGGUCAGCAGAAGCAAUCCUUGUUUGUUUCUGCAGACCCAAAAACGACCGCUGUCUUGGCCCAUCCUCUCUCUCGCUCGGGUCAAGACCCUGGGAAUGCCCUCAGGUCGUGGGCGCUCCUGGUCCCAGCGAUCCCCUUGUGCGAGCUCCCGUGGACAAGCGACCCCCGCCCACGGGGCUCGAGUGAGUGGACAAAGCCUUGUUCUUUUGUCUCUGGGCAAGCGGAAGCCAGCGUAUACCUUAUUCUUCGCGCCGUCCCUCUCUUCCUUCCCCCCCUCGGGAUUCACUGACCUUGCCAGAAAUUUGAUCAAGCUUUGGAUGAACGAUGGCUCAAAAUUAUUGUCUUUCUUGUGUAUGCCUUUGUACCCACACCGCACACUCUCAGCGAUACAUAGAGUAAGCCCUGAUGAAAUAGAAUUACUUUGCCAUAUAUUGAUAAGAAAAUAAGAGAGUGAUCGAGGAGCAGAAGAGCAAGUCCUAUACGUGGACUGACUCUUGAUUCUGCUGUAACAGCAAGGUGAACAGUAACUGGUUCCAGGUGAAACUAGUUCGAGAUAAAAGCUAACUUUGUUAACACCCUCUCUUAACUCGAGCUAGUCCGUCUUGCUGGCCGAGGUUCAUAAGUCUAUCCGAAGUAUGAAUGGAGAGAGUAUGCUUUCUAGUUAUGUGUCUAGAUUUGGUUUUCUAAAGCUCUAUUAGCAUUGUCCUUUCUAUCGAGUGUUUGUGAUGACGAUCUGCCGUUAUCGAGGUCGUGAGCUAGAUAGUCCUCUGCGGCGUUUCCCAGUGGGGUGUCUUGAUCGAGAGAUUUGCAGCCAAUUGUCGGUGGUGAGUGAUUUUCCCUCAAUGAUAUAUUAGGCUCAAGGUGACUGGAUUUGUUUCAAGAGUUUGAUAAUUCUUCUCUUGCAGUGGCAGUCGUUCUUGUUACGAUUCUGGUUGGUGGUAAUACUUUUACAUCAAAUUGUUGAUCGUUUAGGAGCAGCAGUUGGGGACAGACUUCUGCGAUCCAUUGAUGAACGUCGACCUUCAUCAGUGAAUCUGAAUCAAAUCUUCUUCCUCCUGUUCCUGAUUGUAUUGUGGAGCAAUUUCUCUGGCCGAAGUUGAAUUCUCCCGCUUAUCCGUCUCUGUUUGGCGAUUACGGAGGAUUAACAGAUUUUGGUAGUCAUUCGUCGCUGGAACGAUCGAAUGGCAGGCUCUUGAGAUGGUGCGGGUGGAUCGUCAUGGGUAUCUGAAAGCUGUUGCUGAUGCUGGUGCUAAAAGGGAGUCACUUACUGCUAGACUAGGGUUUGAGAUAGAACAUCUAGGUGUUCUGAUUGCUGAAGACCUGCCUAAACUGGAUUAUUGCAAUUCACUAGGCUCAGUGAGGUCUCCAUUUAAAAACGCCGUCUUGGCGUCUAGAUGUGAGAUUGUCCAAUGAUUGUUGGCCGCCAUAGAGAGCACUGUUCGAAUUGAAUUCCAUUUUGUAACAGGGACGAAAAUCUCAGAAUAGUCUAAACCUACUGCUUGUUGGUAUCCUUGGGCAACAAGCCUAGCUUUAAGCUUGGUGGGUUGUCUAGUUAAAUUUAAUUUGGUUUUGUAAACCUACUUGGCAGAGACGGGAUUGGCACCAUUAGGAAGAUCGCCCAACUCCCAGGUCCUGUUAUAAUAAUAUACUGAGAGUCAUUCCUCCUCCAUCGCUGAGCGCCAGCUUGGGUGCCGUUUAGCUUCGGCAUAGGAGAGUGGAUUUGCGA